Lotus japonicus is the source of this 1044-nucleotide messenger RNA. RefSeq lists its product as uncharacterized. Bases 1 to 1044 code for a protein of 347 amino acids. The transcript has a single exon. Gene Ontology annotation, molecular function: nucleic acid binding; zinc ion binding. NCBI's taxonomy places the organism in Eukaryota, Viridiplantae, Streptophyta, Magnoliopsida, Fabales, Fabaceae. The record is from RefSeq and is a predicted model, not a curated record.
AUGGCGGCUGAACAAGCGCCAUACCCAUUCACAGUGCAAGAUGCACAAACCGCUUCCCACACUCUCUACAUCCACCCGAACGAGAGUCCUUCCACCGUGUUGGUGUCACCGCCACUCUCAGAAGGCAACUACCACAACUGGGCAAGAGCUAUGAAGAUGAGUCUUCUCACGAAGAACAAGCUGGGUUUCGUUGAUGGAACGAUCGCAGAGCCGCCACAAGAUCAUCCCGUUCUUCCUUUCUGGCAGCGAUGCAACAUGCUUGUGUUGAGUUGGCUAAUCAAAUCGAUCAGCGUGGAGAUUGCUCAGUCGAUUCUAUGGCGAGACAAGGCAACAGAUGUAUGGAAGGAGCUUCGUGAAAGAUUCGCUCAAGCAGAUCUGUUCAGAAUCUCAGAACUUCAAGAAGAGAUCUUCAGUCUGAAACAAGGUGACAAUUCUGUCUCAAAAUUCUAUACAAGUAUGAAAACUCUCUGGGAUGAAUUGGAUAUUCUGAAUCCAUUGCCUGUAUGCACUUGUAAUCCUCGUUGUGCUUGUGGAGCAAUCAAGAAUAUUGAGGAUGAACGUAAUAAGAAUCAGGUAGUUAGGUUUCUCAGAGGUUUGAAUGAUCAAUUUUCUGGGGUUAGAUCCCAAUUGAUGUUGUUAGACAAUUUACCCAAUGUGAAUCGGGUUUUUGCCCUCAUUGCUCAGCAAGAAAGACAAUUUUCUUUUGAGAAUGUCUCUGGAUCAAGGGCACUGAUAGCUUCACGAGAGAAUUCUAAUGAUAAUAGAGGGUCACAGUCAGAUCAUAACAGGAAUUCUCAAUCCAAUUAUGGAGGUUGUCAAUCUAGCUCAGGAAACAAUAGAUACUCAAGCAAGAAAUGUUCUUACUGUGGAAAAAUGGGGCAUACUGUUGAGGAUUGCUACAAGAAGCAUGGUUUCCCUCCUGGCUUCAAGUUCAAGAACCCGAAAUAUGCACAGAGAUCAGCCAAUCUGGCACAUUCUACUGGAGGAUUUGUUAUGGUGCUCAAUUCUCUCUCGAGAAGGCAUGAGCUGAUGCAUACCACGUAA